Dibothriocephalus latus is the source of this 354-nucleotide messenger RNA. NCBI's taxonomy places the organism in Eukaryota, Metazoa, Platyhelminthes, Cestoda, Diphyllobothriidea, Diphyllobothriidae. The record is from the annotation of a GenBank genome assembly.
AUGAUUUUAAUGUACAUAAAUCUGUGGCUGCUCAAGGGCCACUUAAGCACACCACCCCUCGACCGAUGCAGCAGGAACUUCUAUACGAAAAACCCCAUCGGGCAAUGCGACACACCAAUCGCAAACAACUUCAGCAUGCUCCACAAUCAUGUAAAAGCAACUGCCAAUGUCAUACCUCACUCUGAUGCGCUUUCGGGCCUGAGUGGACGCAGUCAUCGCCAGCCCUGGCUUCAGCAGUGGCCACUGCUGCAGGAGACAGCAAUGCAGGGUGCUGUGCACAAUAAACCCCUUUCAGUUGUGUCUUCUGUCUUCUCCAACACCCUCCGAUUUGGUCUGAUGAUUAUAGUGCUCUAA